This is a messenger RNA of Ilex paraguariensis (yerba mate), 930 nucleotides long. Lineage: Eukaryota; Viridiplantae; Streptophyta; Magnoliopsida; Aquifoliales; Aquifoliaceae. The record is from the annotation of a GenBank genome assembly.
AUGGAAAAACAAGCAACUAAGAGCUAUGAGCGAGUGGUGCUAGUCCCCACUCCGGGCUUCUCCAUUACAGUGGCACACGCAAAAUUCAACUCUCUUAAUCCAUCUAACCAUCUUGAAUUCGUUUCCCUGCUCUUAUCGGACAACAUAUUUGAACGUGACUUCGGGAAUCUAUAUGAUGUUAUAGUGGUUGUUAACAACAACUGCAAGGUGCCACUCCAAGAAUACUUGGCUCAAAAGAUGGAGAAAGAGGAGCCACAUGAACAAGUCACCUGCAUCAUCUUCGAUUGGAUCAUGUACUUUGCUGAAUCUGUGGCUAAUAAUUUGAAAUUGCCAAGCAUCAUCUUGAACACUAGAUGUCCUUCAAAUUUUGUAGCUUACCAUGCAUUCUUCAGCUUGGCGCACAAGGUCACCUUCCUUUACAAGGAUCUACCCCUUACCAAAUUUUGUACCUUGGAAGAGGCACUAAAACUGAUUGCACAUGUAUGCAAUUUAAGAGCUUCUGCCAUCAUCUGGAACACUAUGGACUUUUUGGAGCACACAGAGCUUUCACAGCUUCAGAAACAUUAUCAAGUUCCAUCCUUCUCAAUAGGCCCUUUGCACAAAUUGGCUUCCCUCACAUCCACUAGCUUGGUAGAAGAGGACACCAAUGGCAUUCAAUGGAUGGACAAGCAAGCUCUUCGUUCAGUUAUUUAUGUAAGAUUGGGGAGCUUGGCAACCAUGGACAAAAAAGACCUAACCGAAAUAGCGUGGGGUCUAGCCAAUAGUGACAAAUCAUCCCUGUGGGUGGUUCGAUCUGACUCGAUUCCUGGAACAGAAUGGGUUGACAUAUUGCCGAAAGGUUUUGAAGAGGGAGUUGGAGAAAGAGGUUGCAUCAUUAAAUGGGCACCCCAAAAGGAGGUGUUGGCACAUUGUGCAGUGGGAGGUUUCUAG